AUGACCGUCUCAUCCUCCAUCGGAUGCUCCCCAACCGCCGACGACGCCUUCGGCCCCAUCGUGCAGAACUGCCGCGACGGGUUUGACUUUACCCUGACCUUUGAACAAUGCCUUUUCACAAUCCUCCCUGCUUCCCUCCUCCUGCUUGUCGCACCUCUGCGCCUCCGCCACCUCGGCAAGCUCCCCCGCGCCGUGGCCGACGAUGCCCUCCGACUAACCAAGCAGGUCGCCAUCGGCAUCCUCGCUGUGCUACAGCUUGUCCUCGUAGCGCUGUGGGCAACUCGCCGUGAUGCGGGACGCCUGCGCACCGUCUCCGUAGCCGCGUCCUGCGCGUCAUUUGCCGCCACUGUCAUGUUUGGUGGUCUCUCGUACAUAGAACACGCGAAGAGCCUUAAGCAUUCGUCCAUCUUGAAUAUAUACAUCUUUGUGUCUUUGGUGCUGGACGGAGCAAUCCUCCGCACCGUAUGGCUGUCGCACUUAAGCGUCGCCAUCGGCGCCGUCUUCUCCGCGUCCUUCGCGCUGAAGGCGGCUGUCAUGAUCCUCGGGGCCCAGGGCAAGACCCGGCACCUCACCAGCGCCGGUCGGCCGUACAGCCCGGAGGAAACCAGUGGAAUCUAUAGCCGCGGUCUCUUCUGGUGGCUUACGCCCCUGCUGCUGACGGGCUUCCGUCGUCUCCUGAAGCCCCUGGACUUGUUCGUCCUCGACGAGUCCAUGUCGGCUGCCGUGCUGAACGAGAGGUUCUGGCUCUACUGGAACAGGUCGUCGUCCCCGGCGGCCAACCUGUCAGAGGGAUCGCCUCCUUCACAUCGUCAUCGGCUCAUCGGCGUCUGCAUCAGCACGCUGAAGUGGCAGUUGCUGGCAGUCGUCCUGCCGAGGGUCUUUCUGCUGGGCUUCACCAUCUGCCAGUCCUUGAUCCUGAACCGUUUCCUCGAGUUCCUGCAGAAUCCUUCCGAGGACGUCAACUACGGCUACGGUCUCAUCGGCGCAUAUGGUCUCGUCUACCUUGGAAUUUCCAUCUCGUCGAGUUUCUACUGGCACAAGGAUUUCCGGUCCUUGUCUAUGCUCAGGAGUGUCUUGGUUGCUGCCAUUUACUCCAAGACGACAGAGCUGCGAGUUGCACCCGGAGAUGACUCUGCGGCAGUAACUCUUAUGUCAACCGAUGUCGAAGCCAUCAUCCGCGCAUGGCGCGAGGUUCACGAGUUCCGGGCCAACAUCAUCCAAAUCGCACUUGCAACAUGGCUUCUCAGCACACAUAUUGGCUACGCAGCUUGUGGCCCGAUCAUAGUCUCCGUCGUCGCUUUGGUUGCCACCAUCUUCCUUGCUCCCGCCGCCCAAAAGUACCAGGUGGUCUGGGUCGAGAAAUUCCAAAAGCGCAUUGGCAUCACCUCGGCCAUGAUUGGUCACAUCAAAAGCAUCAAGAUGUCGGGUCUGACGCAGAAGCUCUCUCGAACCUUGGCGGACCUUCGGCUUGCCGAGAUGAAGGCAGCCGCCCCCUUCCGCAUCAUUGAUGCUGUUACUUCAGCCAUCGCGCAGGUGCCCCCGAUGCUCUCGCCGGUGGUCGCGUUUGCCAUGUACACUGCGAUCGCCUCCAAGAACGGGCAAGCUCUUGAUGCCACCAAAUUAUUUGCUGCUCUAUCCCUGGUCAUCCUGCUCGCGAGCCCCCUUUUCUGGAUGUUCGAGGUCGUCCUCGACAUGAGUGCGGCUCUUGCAUGCUUCCAUCGUAUCGAAAAAUAG
Molecule: messenger RNA, 1734 nt
Organism: Colletotrichum graminicola M1.001
Lineage: Eukaryota; Fungi; Ascomycota; Sordariomycetes; Glomerellales; Glomerellaceae
Product: ABC transporter
Exons: 3
Coding region: 1-1734 (577 amino acids)
Biological process (GO): transmembrane transport
Cellular component (GO): membrane
Molecular function (GO): ABC-type transporter activity; ATP binding
Source: RefSeq, a predicted model, not a curated record